CUCGGAGUUGAGGACGCUCGUGCGACCUCCGCGUGAAGAUGAACGGGACGCGGAACUGGUGUACCUUGGUGGACGUGCACCCGGAGAGCCAGACCGCGGGCAGCGUGGACAUUCUCAGGCUGACUCUCCAGAGUGAACUGACAGGAGAGGAACUUGAGCACAUAGCCCAGAAGGCGGGCAGGAACACCUAUGCCAUGGUGUCUGGCCACUCCUCGGGUCAUUCUCUGGCUUCAGAACUGGUGGAGUCCCAUGAUGGCCAUGAAGAGAUCAUUAAGGUGUACUUGAAAGGGAGGUCUGGCGACAAGAUGAUCCACGAGAAGAACAUCAACCAGCUCAAGAGUGAGGUCCAGUACAUCCAGGAGGCCAGGAACUGCCUGCAGAAGCUCCGGGAGGAUAUAAGUAGCAAGCUUGACAGGAGUCCAGGGGACCCUCUGCAUCAGCAGGAGAUACAGGUGGUACUAGAAAAGCCAAAUGGCUUUAGUCAGAGUCCCAUGACUCUCUACAGUGGCCUACCUGAGGUGGACCCUAGCAUGAGUGAAGAUGUUGAGAGCUUGAAGAAGACCGUGCAGGAGUUGCUUGCCAAGCUGCGGGAGGCUGAGCAGCGACACCAGUCAGACCGUGUGGCCUUUGAGGUCACACUCAGCCGGUAUCAGCGAGAAGCAGAACAGAGUAAUGUGGCCCUUCAGAGAGAGGAGGACAGAGUGGAGCAGAAAGCGGCAGAAAUCGGGGAGCUGCAGAGGCGUUUGCUGGGGAUGGAGGCGGAGCAUCAGGCCUUACUGGUGAAAGUCAGGGAAGGAGAGAUGGCCCUAGAAGAGCUUCGGAUCAAGAAUGCUGACUGUCAAACAGAAAGAGAAAAGUCUGCUGCUCUAGAAAAGGAAGUGGCUGGGUUUCGGGAGAAGAUCCACCACUUGGAUGACAUGCUGAAGAGCCAGCAGCGGAAAGUUCGGCAGAUGAUAGAGCAGCUCCAGAAUUCAAAAGCUGUGAUCCAGUCAAAGGAUGCCACCAUUCAAGAGCUCAAGGAGAAAAUUGCCUACUUGGAGGCUGAGAACUUAGAGAUGCAUGACCGCAUGGAGCAUCUAAUAGAGAAGCAGGUCAGUCACGGAAACUUCAGCACACAGACCCGUGCCAAGACAGAGAACCUGGGCAGUGUCAGGAUAUCGAAGCCCCCCAGCCCCAAGCCUAUGCCUCUCAUCCGAGUGGUGGAGACCUGAGCUGCCAGGAGAUGGACGCUGCCAUUGCUGUUGCCUGUCCUGCAGAGAAGCCCUCCUUCCCUGUAGACGGUUGAUACUGACUCUGACUUCCUGACUACCCUGGUGGCCCCAGGUCUUGGGCUCUUGCCCCAGGCUCCUGUCCUCUGCUUGCUGGCAGAUGGGUCAGGAGCGCGCCUGUCUCCUCAGGACACUGCAGACCUUGGGAAGACAGCCUCCUGCUAGCAGGAACGGAGCAAUACCCUUAUUCUCAGUUAGUGUUUUCUCCACAUAACGGAGCUUCCCUUCUGUGUGCACUGGAAUCUAGCUGUCCAAAAGCCAGGCCCUCGUUAAGUCCAGAGAAGUGACAAAAUUUGUCUCAGCCCCAAAAGCUGGAAGCACAGAUGUACAGAGUGAUUGGAGCGUGUCCUGGGGGAAUGAAGUUCCGUCUGCAAACACAGCUCAGUUCUUAGCAACAGACUGUUUGUUUUCCACUUGGCUCCACCCUUGUGCCAUGCUGACCAGGGCCUUUUCCAGACAGCCAAUGGGGGCUAGUUGGCCUUGCCUUUUAGGGACACAGGAAUGUCUGUUCAGGUGGCAGUUUUGGGUAAGAAGAUUCUCUGGGCUAUGAAUAGUCAUGGAAGCUCCCCAUCUGUGGGUUUUCCCCUGCAGUGUCCUGAGAGGCACACCUCAGCCUCCCUAACCCAGAACUGAGAACUGUCUCCUCUGUCAGUCUCAGCAAAACUGCUACUGUAUUUAUUUUGCUAAGUUAUUGCUGGUUUUGCUUAUAUCUCAUAAUUGAUUUAGUACCAGCGUUCUGCAGCCUUCUGCCGAGGUAUUUGGGUUUACCUGGACAUGGGGAAAGUGUUCUG
Molecule: messenger RNA, 2059 nt
Organism: Mus pahari (shrew mouse)
Lineage: Eukaryota; Metazoa; Chordata; Mammalia; Rodentia; Muridae
Gene: Tuft1
Product: tuftelin 1
Exons: 13
Coding region: 39-1211 (390 amino acids)
Biological process (GO): intracellular signal transduction
Cellular component (GO): I band; intracellular anatomical structure
Source: RefSeq, a predicted model, not a curated record